AUGACUCUCGGUGCUUCUCUCCACAACGUCUUAACCCGCGUGAAGUCUCAUCCCCACGUAUAUCCUGCGAUCGAUCUGUCGUACUCUUCCACCGAACCCCUCUGUAAACCGGUGGUCUUACAGUUGCCCUCCAACGGGUUGCGCCUUCGCUUCGAUGGCCCCGACCAGAGACUCCGCCUAAUCGAAGUGCUGGACUUUUCUCGAAUUAAUCUGGUCUACAAGAGUCAGGAUGUGCUAAAAAGUGGCAAAAAAGAUGAGCCAGCGACCUCCCCACAAGGUCCCAGUUUUCGGCAUGUCUACAAUCGCCUGUUUGGCCCGUCUUACCCGGGCGAGUAUGUCCCACCGGUGGAUAGGUCCUCGUACGGUACCUACGUGCUGUCGUAUCCUGGAGUUGCAUUCUCGUUCCCGCUGCAACAUUCCGCCUGGUCCGACCAGUGUGACUUCGUAGCCUUGCUUUCGUCCUCCGCUGCUCUGCCGGCAACCUCCAUGUCCAUAUUUCAAGGGUCUUCUUGGCCCGAGAUCCGAAUGAAACUGUUCACCCAACCACCUCAAGGUCCCCGAUUUUCCGCGGUCGCCGGCAAAUCACGCGAGUCUUUCGCCGAUGAGGUCGAGGAAAUCCAUAUCCUCGGCGCUGGGAAGCUAGAAGUGAUUAGGCGAGCGAGUCCACCGUUGCUAAUUAACCUCGGGGAAACCACUCCCCAGGAUCUGAUCGCUGGGUUUGGUCCUCCGGAUGCCAUCUAUCGUAAACAUGACCGACGAAUUUCUAUACACCGCGCAACAGGGACUAGCGGCGGGGACCCUCUGCAUAUGAGUCCCUCGCCGGGACGAGCUAUGGAUAUACCUGACACUGAUCAUUCCUCCAGUAACAGCGUGACAGAUGACUCAGACGAGGAAAUUUCCCCAAGCAACAUUGGCGACCCAACCUCGUUGCCAACAGAAUGCUUCUUUAACUACUUUCACCACGGCUUCGAUGCCUUCAUCUCGUACCCGGAAACAGCAGGGCCGGCCUUCCCGAAUUCAGGCAUAUCAGAUCCAACCUCUCCACCAUUCUCAUCUCAACUGACCGUGACCAAAUUGGUUCUACAUGGGAAUGUACCAGGAUCAUACCCCUUCAAUCGUCAUCGUCGAAGCCGCUGGAUGAUCCACCUCGACCAGUCCGGUGAUGGUCUUACUUCUGAAACGCCAUAUGAUGAAAUUUCCAAGCGGCUCCGUGAUGUUUGGAAAGGACAUUAUAGCAACCAAUUAGAGGAGCGCUCCACGCAACGGCCCAUGGUUCUGAAUCGAGGUUGGGGCGAUAGUCCAGAGAGCAGUGUGGAAUUCCUUGGGGGCUGGGAAGAAACCACAGCCCGAGGGCCCAGGGCCGGUCCGGAUGGACAAGACGGCGGCUUGGGAAAUACGGAACUUUUUGGAUUCCCGGGGCUUCUGUUUGAAGUUUUAAAGAAUGGUGCGGUCAGCUGUCUAACGGUUUAUUAA
Penicillium longicatenatum is the source of this 1473-nucleotide messenger RNA. Its product is annotated as UPF0183 domain protein. The record is from RefSeq and is a predicted model, not a curated record. The transcript has 2 exons. Gene Ontology annotation, biological process: Golgi to plasma membrane protein transport. NCBI's taxonomy places the organism in Eukaryota, Fungi, Ascomycota, Eurotiomycetes, Eurotiales, Aspergillaceae. Gene Ontology annotation, cellular component: trans-Golgi network. Bases 1 to 1473 code for a protein of 490 amino acids.